Molecule: messenger RNA, 654 nt
Organism: Rotaria sordida
Lineage: Eukaryota; Metazoa; Rotifera; Eurotatoria; Philodinida; Philodinidae
Source: the annotation of a GenBank genome assembly
AUGUUAAAAUCAAUAAUUAUUAUCUUUGCUAUAUUUAUUAAUUUUAUAAUAGCUCAACAAAAUAUUAUUGAUGAUCGAUAUGGAAAUCGAAUUCCACAACCAUCAUCAUAUUUUGGUGUUGGAUAUGGUAUAAAUGUUCCAAAUAAUAAUAUUAAUAUGAACAAUAACAACAACAACAAUAAUAAUAAUAAUAAUAUUAACAAUAAUAAUAAAGAUGGUCCUAUUGAAGAAUUUGGUCAAUGUGGUGGUCUUGAUUGGGAAGGUCCAAAAACUUGUCAAGCAAAUUUAAUUUGUUUAAAACGUUCAAAAUAUUAUUCUCAAUGUUUAUCAUCUGAAGAAGCUUCAAAGGCAACUCGACCAUCACCACAAGUUAUUCCACCUGGUGGUAAAUGUCAUGGUGGAAAUAUUCAUGGUCCAAUAGCUUGUGCUAUUGGUACAGCUUGUUUUAUUCAAACAGAAAAUGUUCAUGGUGAAUGUAAAGCACAUUGUCCACAAGGAUGGUUUUGUGCAAAACAAACAUUACCUGAAUGGGCACCAUGUGGUGGAGAAGGUUAUAUUGGUUUAACAAAAUGUAAAGAAGGUCUUCAAUGUUAUGCACAUUCAAGAUGGUAUCAUGAAUGUCGAUCAGAAUGUCCGGCAGGAUGGAAGUGUUAA